AUGUCUGAGGCGGGCGGUGCGGCGGCGGCCGCGCUGCCCCGGCGCCGCUCCGGAGGCAUGCGGGCGGCCUGGGGCUCCGUCUGGUGCCUGUGCCUGGCGGCGGCCGUCGGCGGGAUGCCGGCGGCGCGGCGGGGCGGCGGCAAGGCGGCGGCGAGGAGCGGCGGGCAGCCGGCAGAAUACUUGAGGAGCGAGACCGCCUUUCUGGAAGAGUUGGUGUUUGGAAAUGGAGAUACCAUUGAACUUUCCUGUAACACCCAAGGCUCUUCUGUGUCUGUUUUCUGGUUUAAAGACGGUAUUGGGAUUUCACCUACCAACAGAACUCAUAUUGGACAAAAACUGUUGAAGAUAAUCAAUGUGUCAUAUGAUGACUCAGGGCUGUACAGUUGCAAGCCAAGGCAUUCCAACGAAGUCCUGGGAAACUUUACAGUCAGAGUUACAGAUUCCCCUUCGUCGGGUGAUGAUGAAGAUGACGACGAUGAGUCAGAAGAUACAGGUGUCCCCUUCUGGACCCGGCCAGAUAAGAUGGAGAAGAAGCUGCUGGCAGUUCCCGCCGCCAACACCGUUCGCUUCCGAUGCCCAGCGGGUGGAAACCCAACUCCUUCCAUCUACUGGCUGAAAAACGGCAAGGAGUUCAAAGGGGAGCAUAGGAUUGGGGGCAUUAAGUUGCGACACCAGCAGUGGAGCCUGGUGAUGGAGAGUGUUGUGCCGUCAGAUCGAGGGAAUUACACCUGUGUUGUGGAGAACAAAUAUGGAAGCAUUAGGCACACGUACCAGCUUGAUGUAUUAGAAAGGUCACCCCACCGACCCAUCCUGCAAGCAGGGCUCCCUGCCAACCAGACCGUGGUGGUAGGGAGCAAUGUGGAGUUUCACUGCAAGGUCUACAGUGAUGCCCAGCCUCAUAUCCAGUGGCUGAAACACGUGGAAGUCAAUGGCAGCAAGUAUGGACCCGAUGGGACCCCAUAUGUCACGGUGCUGAAGUCUUGGAUCAGUAAAAGCGCUGAAGCCGAUGCUAACCUAAAUCUGUUCAAUGUGACAGAACAAGAUGAAGGAGAAUAUCUGUGUAGAGCCAACAAUUUCGUAGGCAUAGCCGAAAAGCCAUUUUGGCUCCACAUUCGCAAACCGAAACCAGCCGAGGAGCUCAUGGAAAUGGAUGAUUCAGGCUCAGUGUACACUGGCAUUCUCAGUUAUGGCACUGGCUUUUCUUUCCUUCUCCUGGUGCUGGUCUUGGUGAUUGUCUGGAGGAUGAAAAUGCCAAACAAAAAGGCCAUGAACACCCCCACUGUACAGAAAGUCUCCAAAUUUCCACUCAAGAGACAGGUAACAGUGUCGCUGGAGUCCAACUCUUCCAUGAAUUCCAACACGCCCCUGGUCCGGAUCACGCGUCUCUCCUCCAGUGAUGGGCCAAUGCUGGCCAACGUUUCCGAGCUGGAACUGCCUCCAGAUCCCAAGUGGGAAUUGACACGUUCUCGCCUGACCUUGGGGAAACCUCUUGGUGAGGGGUGUUUUGGCCAGGUGGUGAUGGCAGAAGCAAUUGGGAUUGAUAAGGACAAGCCCAACAAGGCCGUCACGGUUGCUGUCAAGAUGUUAAAAGAUGAUGCCACAGACAAGGACCUUUCCGACCUGGUCUCUGAGAUGGAAAUGAUGAAAAUGAUUGGAAAGCACAAAAACAUUAUUAACCUCCUCGGUGCCUGCACACAGGAUGGACCACUCUAUGUGUUGGUGGAAUAUGCGUCAAAGGGGAACUUACGGGAAUACCUCAGGGCACGUCGCCCGCCUGGCAUGGACUAUUCCUUUGACACCUGCAAGCUGCCCGAAGAGCAGCUGACAUUUAAGGACCUGGUUUCCUGCGCCUACCAGGUGGCACGGGGCAUGGAGUACUUGGCAUCUCAGAAAUGCAUUCAUCGCGACUUGGCAGCCAGGAACGUGUUAGUCACCGAAGAUAAUGUGAUGAAAAUAGCUGAUUUUGGCCUCGCUAGAGACGUUCACAACAUUGACUAUUACAAGAAAACCACCAAUGGUCGGCUGCCUGUGAAAUGGAUGGCUCCAGAAGCCUUGUUUGACCGGGUCUAUACUCACCAGAGCGAUGUCUGGUCCUUUGGAGUGCUACUAUGGGAGAUCUUCACUUUGGGAGGGUCUCCAUACCCGGGAAUUCCUGUUGAGGAACUCUUCAAGCUCUUGAAGGAAGGCCAUCGGAUGGACAAACCUGCGAACUGCACCCAUGAUUUGUACAUGAUCAUGCGGGAGUGUUGGCACGCCGUCCCAUCACAGCGACCCACCUUCAAGCAGCUGGUGGAAGACCUGGACAGGGUCCUCACCGUGACAUCCACCGAUGAGUACCUGGACCUCUCGGUGCCCUUCGAGCAGUACUCGCCGGCUGGCCAGGACACCCACAGCACCUGCUCCUCAGGGGACGACUCGGUCUUUGCACAUGACCUGCUGCCCGACGAGCCCUGCCUGCCCAAGCAUCCCCCCUGCAACGGUGUCAUCCGGACGUGAGGACCCCUGGCGCAGAUGGAUGGACGGAUGGGCGGGCGGACAGAGUGCCCACAGAGGUGCGAGUGUGGGGCGCCACCGAGGGUGAAACUGUAGUGAAGGAUCUUCCAGUGGAACUGUGUGAUGGUGCCCGGAGAUUUGUGUUGUUGACGAGCUGUUCAGGGUAAAAAAAAAAAAAAAAAAGAUUACCUUUUUUUAUAAAUUUUUUUUAAAAAUUUUUUUUUUUCUCCCUAUUGCUGUAUGAAAAGUCAAGAAGCACUGUUUGGCCUGAAGGAACUAAUCUCUUGCCAAGAUGAUCUAUCGUAGAUGAUUUUUUUUUGUUGUUGUCAUUAUUUACUUUUCAUUUUUUUGGGGGUUUUUAUCUUUACUACGCAGAAUGUUGAACCUGGGGGGUGCUGACCUCCCAGCCUCCGCGCUUGCGUUUCGAGUGCCAGAGUAACCGUUCUGUGCCUGCAAUAAGAAGAAGAGAAAAAAAGAAAUCUUCCUUUAAAAAAAAAAAAAGAAAACAAAAAACACACACACACAAAAAGGUGUAAAGAAUGCGGAAAUUCUUGGCUUAUGCAAUCUGUACAUGAACCUUUUUGGUGGAGCUGAAAAGCCACGUUGCCUGCAGGGAUUCAUAUAUUUAUAAAAAUAUCUAUAUUUUUGUUGUCGUCGUUUUUAUAGCUUCAUGAUCGUGCUACCCAGCUGCAUAGAAGGAAUCCUUUUUGGAAGAAGAAAAAAAAAAAAUUUAAGUAAAAUGCAAAUUGUCACGGAGAAAUGAAAAUAAAAAAUAACAAAAAGAGACGCUCAAGUCACCUGAAGCGUCAGUGCUUUGGCCCUUGCACUGGGCUGGGAGCAUUGGGGCCGUGCCAAGGCAGGAGCAGACCUCAGGGAUGGGCAGAGACCCCAUGGGGUCCCUGGGGAAGAGAGCACCACCCAUCUGAGAGCGGCGGGGUGCCCUGAGACCUGGCUCCUGGGUGCCCACACAGCAUCUCAAGUCACAUCCUGGCCUCUGAGAACAGUCAUUUUUUGGGGGAA
This is a messenger RNA of Chiroxiphia lanceolata (lance-tailed manakin), 3513 nucleotides long. It is a transcript of the gene FGFR3, whose product is annotated as fibroblast growth factor receptor 3. Gene Ontology annotation, cellular component: signaling receptor complex; membrane. The record is from RefSeq and is a predicted model, not a curated record. Gene Ontology annotation, biological process: fibroblast growth factor receptor signaling pathway; positive regulation of MAPK cascade; positive regulation of cell population proliferation. Gene Ontology annotation, molecular function: ATP binding; fibroblast growth factor binding; fibroblast growth factor receptor activity. Bases 1 to 2496 code for a protein of 831 amino acids. The transcript is spliced from 17 exons. Lineage: Eukaryota; Metazoa; Chordata; Aves; Passeriformes; Pipridae.